UUGAUUGGUGUGUGUGUGUGUGUGUGUGUCUGUCUGGGAGGGGGGGCGUUAAUCUCCAAAAUUUUUAAAGUACAAGUUGCAGUAUAUGUAUGUUCUCGUGGCAGAUACAGCUAUCGGCUCUGUGUUUGGUCGAAAAGUCAGACUCGGCUAGCCUCUCUGCAACAUUUUACUCUGUUUGAAGUAUUUUACUAUGUUAGUGAUACAGAAUUCUACCUGACAACAGCAAUGAACUUAAUUCUGAUUCUUUCCACCAAGGAGGGCAACGGUUUCAAGCCUCCUUUGAUCAUGACAUUAUGUCUUUUAUACGCUGGUUUGAUAUCACGGUAUUGCCAGCCAGGAGUCGAGACGACAUUCAAUCAUACACACAGAACCUCAAACGGAGUGGUGUUCUACUGUCAACACAAAUCACUUUUUUUCCCCCCUCAAAUUUCUGAGGAGGCGCUGCCUCCCCUGAUGAGCUGCUACUGAUGAGUUGUUAAGGUCAUUCGGGCAUAAGCAGCUAUAAGUGUUCGUCACAACCACCUCAGCUCAGGCAGAGGGGAUUAAGGAUGGAUCUUGGGAAGGCAAAGCUGCUUAAGACGGGCGUCAACACUCUACACCAAGCCAUUCACCCCGUGCACGGGAUAGCAUGGACGGACGGCAAGCAGGUCUGCCUGACAUCUCUCUACUUCAUCAACGGUGAGGUGAAGUUCGGGGACACCAACGUCAUCGGGCAGUUUGAGCAUGUCUUCGGGCUCUUCUGGGGCCCGCUGUGCUGCUCGGACUCCCCUGCCUUGCUGGCCGUUCAGCACAAGAAACAUGUCACUGUGUGGCAGCUGCAGCUCAGUGCGCUCGAGCAGAACAAGCUGCUGUGCACUCAGACCUGUGAGAUGAGCGAGCCUUUCCCCUUGCUCUCGCAGGGCUGUGUGUGGCAUCCUAAACUGGACAUUCUGGCUGUGCUGACCAAGAGGGACGCAUCAGUGCUGUUUUCUGUCAGGGUGGACAACAGGAGAAUCAAAGCGGACAUCAAAGGCAGUGGACUCAUCCACUGUGCAUGCUGGACUAAGGAUGGUACCCGUCUGGUGGUGGCUAUAGGCAGUGCUCUGCACUCAUACACCUGGAAUGACAUCCAGAAGAGUCUGGUGGCCUGCUCCUUCUGCCCCAUCUUCGAUGUGGGAGGCAACAUAUGUGCCAUUGAGGCCACAGGGGAGGCGCAAGUAGCUGUGGCCACAGAGCUACCUCUGGACAAAAUCUGUGGGUUGAAUGCAGCCAUGGCGUUCGACGUGCCGCCAGAGAUGGGGUCCCCACAAGGCCAAGGCCCGCAUGAGGUCAGGUUCGAUGAUGACAGCCUUCUGGAAUCAAGAAGGAGAUCCUUUGAUUCAGAGAGGUCCUACAUCCCCAGCUCAGGCCCGAUGGAUCUCACCCACCUCCUGUCUAGGCACCGUCGCUCUGACCCCAGCCCACUUAUCCACCUGCGGCGCCGAGACACCUUGACAGGCUCUGGACAGGACUCCUCACACCUCAUCCUGGUCACAUAUGAGCGCAAAGUCACCACCACUCGCAAAGUCAGCAUCCCUGGAAUCCUUGUUCCAGACAUUGUUGCUUUCGACCCGCGCGGCUCCACUGUUGCAGUGGCUUCCAACACCUAUAACAUGGUGCUUGUGUACUGCAUCACGGCCUCGGCAAUGCCGAACAUUCAGCAGAUCUCUCUGCAGACGACUGAGAGGCCUAAAGGAAUCUGCUUCCUCAGUGACAAGAUGCUGCUGGUGAUGGUGGGUAGGCAGAAGUCCAGUGACCCUGCAUUCCUCGCAUCUUCCAACACAGACAAAUAUAUUCUCCAUCUCAUGCCCAAAGAGUUGAUGCUCAACGGAGAGACUCCGAUCACACCACCCCACUCUACUCACAACCAUGAGUCCACUGCUAAUUUCUGCGCAGGGAUUAGGAGGCACUCUGAGCACCUAUCUAAGAAUGACCGAGAGUGCCCAGGGAUAAAGGACUUGGUGUUGCCUGGAGGGGGAGGUGUUCGGUCACCAGCCAACAGGAGGCUGGUGGAGGAGGUGAGGAGCGGCGAGCCCAGCCCCGUCACCAGCUCCGUGGACUUCUCCGACCGAGCAUCAGACAGAGCCCCCUCCAGUGCCUCCUCCAUCACUGUGGAGAAUUUCGACAUGGACCACGUCAACCGCAUGACCAGCCUGGCGGUGGCUGGCCAGGCCAGCAGAGACUCCAGCCGGGCCAGCUCCCCUCGCCUCGAGCCGUCGGACAAGCUCCACUCCGAGGCGACGCUGCCGAUGCCUGAAAAGUUAUCGAGCCCUGCCAAGGAGCGCGCGUUGGAGCAGCUCGUCCACAACAUGGAGAGGCUUUUUACUCGCUUUGCAGACGUACAGCAGUGCCUGACCGAAAUCAGAGAUCAUACCCAGAACGGCAAGAAGGCCCCGAGUGUCUACCCCAGCGCCUCUGAGCCCCCCUACGUCAAUGUCACAUGUCAGAAGCAGUUAUCAGAAAAUGUGUUCAUUGAUGAGCGGAGGCCAGUGCUGCUGUGUGACGGGAGGCUUUGUCUGCGCGCCCUUCAAGAGCUCUUCAGCCUAACUAUAGUGGAGAUGAUGUACGGUCCACUGUGGAUUGUACUGGUGGCAGAUGCCGACGGCUUUGUGCCCCUGUCGUUCAAGCCCAAGGAGGAGCUCACAGUGCGUAACGGGAAGCGGAAAACUAACCUGCGGACUCCUGGUAGUCCAGACACCUCGUGCCCAUCCAGUCCAGCCCCCGACCAAAAGACCAGCACAACCACAGAGGGCUCAAUGUAGUGCCUCUUUACACACGGCGACAACAGUCUAAGGACUUGCACCAUCAUCUCCGUUAUUUAGAUAUCAUUUGCUUGAUCUGAGUGCAGAAUGCAAAUGUGGCACAAACAUGCAGAAAAGUUACAUUUAAAGAGUUAUAUGUCAAAUUUAUUUUUGUAUGUGAAAACAAUGGAGAUUUGAAAAGGGCUCCCUAUUGAGAUGUAAUGUUUACAAGUUGCUGCUUUGAAAUGGAAGCUUACCCGAAAGAAGUUUGAGCACUUCUCACGUUAUUUAUUUUCUUUCUGUCAUUCAUUUUUUUUGAUUUUGAAAUAAAAUGCAGUGCUGUUGAAGCAGGACACCUACUGUGCUGGGUUGGCCACCUCCACUUGAUUACUGUUUGUUUAAGAGAUUUUUAAGACAUGUUUGAUCGGACUGUCCAGGUAUCCCGACACAAGAAACCAACAUAGGCUAAUGUAUAAUGUAAUUAUUGUAAUUUUUUUCUAAUUGUUGUUACUGGAGAACGAUAGAUACGCCUAUACUUCUGUCUCUGGAUUAGAUAUUACGCACUGAAUAGUCCCAUUCAAAUUUUACAAUUGAAUUUACAAACCCUCUCUCUGAGGUGUUUUUUCUCGUUGUUAUUAAAUGCAGUAAUUGAACUGACCACUAGGGGGGGCUCAACAAAAACAGUUGUACAGCGUUGUCAUGAAAGACAAGAUAAUACACAGAAUCGUAUCUUGCAAAGAAAUAUUUUGGUAGCCUUGUGAAUAUUAAAUUUGUAUAACUAG
Molecule: messenger RNA, 3541 nt
Organism: Scophthalmus maximus (turbot)
Lineage: Eukaryota; Metazoa; Chordata; Actinopteri; Pleuronectiformes; Scophthalmidae
Product: WD repeat and coiled coil containing
Exons: 4
Coding region: 549-2780 (743 amino acids)
Molecular function (GO): kinase binding
Source: RefSeq, a predicted model, not a curated record